Molecule: messenger RNA, 3036 nt
Organism: Cyclopterus lumpus (lumpfish)
Lineage: Eukaryota; Metazoa; Chordata; Actinopteri; Perciformes; Cyclopteridae
Gene: asns
Product: asparagine synthetase
Exons: 12
Coding region: 141-1826 (561 amino acids)
Cellular component (GO): cytosol
Molecular function (GO): asparagine synthase (glutamine-hydrolyzing) activity
Source: RefSeq, a predicted model, not a curated record
UCAGUGCUACGGGAAACGUGUGCAGAAACAAGGUAAGUCACGUGGCUCAGCGAGUCCGUGUCGUACGUCUGUCUCGUGCGUUAGACGGAAAUAGGGACUUUUCACUCGAAUGGAGUUUUCUACUCAAUUUACGCUGUGAAAUGUGUGGAAUCUGGGCUUUGUUUGGCAGUGAUGAGUGUCUGUCGGUCCAGUGCACCAGUGCCAUGAGGAUCGCUCACAGGGGCCCUGAUGCCUUCCGCUUUGAGAAUGUCAACGGCUUCACCAACUGCUGUUUCGGCUUCCACCGGCUGGCUAUUGUGGACCAGCUGUAUGGCAUGCAGCCCUUACGCAUCAAGAAGUUCCCUUUUUUGUGGCUCUGCUACAAUGGAGAGAUCUACAACCAUCGCACGCUGAGCAAGGAGUUUGACUUUGACCACCAGACUAAAGUGGACGGUGAGAUCUUGCUGCACCUGUAUGACCGCUUCGGCAUCCAGAAGAUGGCUUCCCUCCUGGACGGUGUCUUUGCCUUCAUUCUGCUGGACACUGCCAACCGAAAAGUCUUUCUGGGAAGAGACACGUACGGCGUCCGGCCUUUGUUCAAAUUCCUCACGGACGACGGAUUUCUCGCAGUCUGCUCCGAAGCCAAAGGACUCACAGACAUCACCCGUGCUACGGCGUCCCCUGCCAACAUCGUUGCCCUUCUCCCUGGCCACUUCGAGGCCUUUGAUUUGAAGCAGAGCGGAAAGGUUCAGUCGGUUCAGAUGGAGCCGUUUCACUGCUGCACUAAAGAGCCCGCCCAUGCCGUCUACGACACCGUGGAGAGACUGCCUACGAGUUCUGAUGAGGAAACGGUGAAAGGCAACAUCAGAGCCCUGUUUGAGAAUUCUGUGAGGAAACGUCUCAUGGCUCAAAGGAGAAUUGGCUGUCUUCUGUCAGGUGGUCUGGACUCCAGUUUGGUUGCUGCUACGCUGGUGAAGCUGGCCAAGGAGGAGAAGCUGCAGUAUCCCAUCCAGACCUUUUCCAUCGGGUCGGAGGACAGUCCAGACGUCUUGGCUGCUCGUAAGGUUGCAGCUCACAUCGGCAGCGAACACCACGAAGUGAACUUCACUGCAGAAGAAGGCAUCCAAGUUGUGGAGGAAGUCAUCUAUCACCUGGAGACCUAUGACAUCACCACUGUACGCGCCUCUGUUGGGAUGUACUUGAUUUCCAAGUACAUCAAGGAGAAGUCCGAAAGUGUGGUGAUCUUCUCUGGAGAGGGCUCUGAUGAGCUGACUCAGGGAUACCUUUACUUCCACAAGGCUCCAACUCCCAAAGCGGCCGCAGAGGACAGCGUUCGGCUGCUGAAGGAGCUCUACCUGUUCGAUGUCCUGCGUGCGGACCGCACCACUGCUGCACACGGUCUGGAGCUCCGAGUGCCGUUCCUGGACCACAGACUCACAGCAUACUACCUCUCCCUGCCCGAGGAGAUGAGGACCCCCAAGCAUGGGGUGGAGAAGCAUCUCCUGAGGGACUCCUUCAAGGAUCUCAACUUGAUCCCAGAUGAGAUCCUGUGGAGGCGCAAAGAGGCCUUCAGCGACGGUAUGAUGUCAGUGAAGAAGUCGUGGUACGUGUGCCUGCAGGAGCACCUGGAGUCCAUGGUGAAUGACGACCAGAUGGAGAAGGCUUCCAAGACGUUCCCUCACAACCCGCCGGCCACCAAAGAGGCCUACUACUUCAGGCAGGUGUUUGAGAAGCACUACCCCGGCCAGGCCGAGUGGCUCUCCCACUACUGGAUGCCGCGCUGGACCAACGCCAGCGACCCAUCGGCCCGCACCCUGGCCAUCUACGAACCUGAUAAAGAGCAGUGAUUCGCUGGAGCAGCCGUGUGGGCGCAUUCUACCCGUGUCAUACUUUGUGUCAUAGUUAGCUUCACUUUGUUAAACUCCGAUUGACUUGAGCUUAUUUGGAGCGAGUUGUGCUGAGCGUGUCGUACUCGUGUCCCUCCUUGUGAUGGAGUUUGUUAGGCUCAGCUGAAGUAUCGAUGAGUCGGACCUGCGGCUUUAGGGGGUUGAUCGUAAAGACAUGGGACGCGUCACAGCUUUGUCCCCACUGGCAGCCCAUCAUGUCAGGGUUGACUUUAUUCAGUGAACCCGUUUUACAAUCUGAAAAUAAAACUAUAGAACUGGGUGGCAGCAGCCCACGUGAAUGAUGAGCCGUUAGGGGGCUGGUAUUAAUAAAACAAAAUGUAUAUGCAUAUCAGUUUGCAAUGUCUGGCUAAUACUUUCGAAGGCACAAACAGCCCUGAUUGGCAAAUAUUAAGUUUAAUGUGUCAGUUUGAUACAUAAUAUUCAGUUAAUGAAUUUUGGCCGUUGCCAUCUUGGUCUUUGUCCGUCAAUCACCUUGUAGCCCCGCCCAAAGCACUGACCUGAGUUCCACACUUCAGGCCUCAUAGGUGACCUUAGGCGUGAUGAUAUUGUACAUGUAUUUGAAUAGCUUCAGACUAUCACUGGACUUCAUACCCAUGUGCCGUGUGUCUCCACGGUGGUUUAGUUUAACCUCAAAUGGAUUUAUUUUGAGCUGCUGACUGGCAGAUUACAAAAUGUGUGCGAGACAUUGGUGCUCUGGUCCGCAGCCGGGCUGUUUGGAUGCAUCAUGUUGUCCACCUCACAUCAUGUUGUCCAGCUCACAUCAUGUUGUCCACCUCACAUCAUGUUGUCCAGCUCACAUCAUGUUGUCCACCUCACAUCAUGUUGUCCAGCUCACAUCAUGUUGUCCAGCUCACAUCAUGUUGUCCACCUCACAUCAUGUUGUCCACCUCACAUCAUGUUGUCCACCUCACAUCAUGUUGUCCACCUCACAUCAUGUUGUCCACCUCACAUCAUGUUGUCCACCUCACAUCAUGUUGUCCACCUCACAUCAUGUUGUCCAGCUCACAUCAUGUUGUCCACCUCACAUCAUGUUGUCCAGCUCACAUCAUGUUGUCCAGCUCACAUCAUGUUGUCCACCUCACAUCACCGCCUCCUGCCCAACUGGGUUUCUACUUGUUGCUGCUGCUGAAAUAAAUUCACUUCUGACGUG